ACAAUGAACAAAGAAUUGGAUCAGAACAUCUCAGUCCAAGAAUAUCACUCACUCUUUCUAAAUGGAUCAACUUCCUAUUUUCAUCUUCACAGCAACAUUACGUAUCUUCCCUUUUACCAACACACAUCUUCAGUUGCCACGGUCUUCAUUAUAUCAUACCUUCUCAUCUUCCUGCUGUGCAUGCUGGGAAAUGGGUUGGUUUGUUUCAUUGUGGUGAGGAACCGACACAUGAGGACAGUCACCAACCUCUUCAUCCUUAACCUUGCCAUUAGUGAUCUGCUUGUUGGAAUAUUCUGUAUGCCUACAACUCUCGUGGACAACAUCCUGACAGGAUGGCCCUUUGGAAGCUUUGUUUGCAAGAUAAGUGGCUUGGUUCAAGGAAUCUCUGUUUCAGCCUCAGUUUUUACCCUAGUUGCAAUUGCUGUAGACAGAUUCAGAUGCAUUGUCUAUCCUUUCAAACAAAAGCUUAACGUGAUUGUUGCAACCAUCAUUGUCGUCAUCAUAUGGGUUCUUGCUGUCUCAAUAAUCUGUCCUUCUGCAAUCAUGCUACGAGUAAUCAAACUGCCUGACAGCAUAAAGAUUAUCCAAAGUAGUGGGAAAAUAUAUCCUUGCUACCAAUGUUAUGAGGCCUGGCCAGAUCCAAAAAUGAGGAAGAUUUACACCACCGUGUUAUUUUCCAACAUUUACUUGGCCCCUCUGGCACUCAUGGUCAUCAUGUAUGCAAGGAUAGGAAUUGUGUUGUUUAAAACCAGCAUAUCCACUGGCAAAGGAUCUCACCAGGAAAACAGCAGCACCGUGUCGAAAAAAAAGCAACGAGUGAUUAAGAUGUUGGCCACAGUAGCCCUGCUGUUCGCCUUAUCGUGGCUCCCACUCUGGACUCUAAUGAUGCUAUCUGACUACACAAGGCUGUCCCACAACCAGUUGAGAAUAAUCAACUUGUACAUCUAUCCCUUUGCCCACUGGUUGGCCUUCUGCAACAGCAGUGUCAACCCCAUCAUCUACGGUUACUUCAACAAGAACUUCCGACGAGGGUUUCAGGCCGCCUUCAAGUUUCAGCUGUGCUCGGCCGAGGUCAAGCACCAAGAGACCUACUCUCAUCGGAAAUCCAACAAAUUCAUUUUAACAGCGCAGAACAAAGUUGGGCAAGAUCCUGCAACAAGCAACUCUGAUGCUGUAGAAGAUUGCAGUACAAGUCGGGCAGACAAAAACGCAUUCAGGCAGAGUGAAAAUCUGGCCCUUCAAGUGUUGGACAAAGGAAUAAAUAACUGUUCAUAA
Molecule: messenger RNA, 1275 nt
Organism: Hemiscyllium ocellatum (epaulette shark)
Lineage: Eukaryota; Metazoa; Chordata; Chondrichthyes; Orectolobiformes; Hemiscylliidae
Product: neuropeptide FF receptor 2-like
Exons: 3
Coding region: 4-1275 (423 amino acids)
Biological process (GO): regulation of adenylate cyclase activity; regulation of cAMP-dependent protein kinase activity; regulation of MAPK cascade
Cellular component (GO): membrane
Molecular function (GO): neuropeptide receptor activity; peptide binding; opioid receptor binding
Source: RefSeq, a predicted model, not a curated record